GAUGCAAGUUAUGACCCAGAACCUUUACCUAUUGAUCAUAUUAAAUUUUAUUCUGAUUAUUAUGCAAAAUGGGAUAAACUUUUAUUGGAAAAGGAAUCUUCAAUUUGAACGUUCACAUUUAGAGGGGGCAAUUCCUUUUAAUUUAAAUAUAGCAACUUAUCCAAGUUGGAAUGAAAGACAAUCUUUAUAUUCCCCCCAACUUUUCCAACAAUAUAUUCAACGUUUGGGGAUUGAUCAAAAUGAUCAAUUGGUAAUUUAUGGGAGAGGUCCAAAUGGGGGAAUGUUGGAAUCGGCGCGUGUUUGGUUUUUAUUUAGAAUAUAUGGACAUGAAAAUGUGGGUAUUGUAGAUGGGGGUUUGGAAGCUUUACAAAAUUCUGAUUUUGAAUUAACUAAUGGAACUGCAGAAAAUAUUAGUUUGGGUAAUUGGACAGCCAAAUUCAGAGAUGAUUUAUUAUCUACAUUUGAAGAAUUAACAACUGUAGAUAAUUAUGGUUAUUGUAUUUUAAGUAGAUUAUUUUGGUAUAAUUUUCUCGAUUCGAGGCCUAGAAAUGAAUUUUUUGGAUUAUCUGGAAUUUAUGUUAAGUUUAAAAAUAAAGGGGGGAAAAAGAUUCUAUUUGAAAAAUAUUAG
Meloidogyne enterolobii is the source of this 628-nucleotide messenger RNA. NCBI's taxonomy places the organism in Eukaryota, Metazoa, Nematoda, Chromadorea, Rhabditida, Meloidogynidae. The record is from the annotation of a GenBank genome assembly.